ACCAAUCUCGGAGCCAGAGGCAGCCAGAUACUUUUAGCUAUUAAAAUGUGGUGACUAUUCAUUUAUUACUAAUAAAUAUGGAUAGCAAAAAUGCAACUGCUUGGGAACCUUGUAAUUGGGAGAUUCAACUGAACAAUAUUAGAAAAAUGCGCUCAAAUUUUACAGCUCCUGUAGAUAAAAUGGGAUGUCAUAAAUGUGCAGAUAAAUCUGUGAGUGACUCCAUUUUUCGUUAUCAAACUUUAAUAGCUCUGAUGCUUAGUAGUCAAACUAAAGAUGAGAUUACUUUUUCUGCUAUGCAACGUCUAAAAAACAUUGAUUUUUCACCCAGAACCAUCGUCUCCAUGCCUGACAAUGAUUUGGGGCAACUUAUUUAUCCAGUUGGAUUUUGGAAGGUUGUAACAACAAAUUGCUAUCAAAAUAACAAUUUUUUUAAUGAUACAAUGAUGCUAUUGCCAUUUCGCUGA
This is a messenger RNA of Copidosoma floridanum, 464 nucleotides long. RefSeq names its product Nth-like DNA glycosylase 1 (gene Nthl1). Gene Ontology annotation, biological process: base-excision repair, AP site formation; nucleotide-excision repair; base-excision repair. Gene Ontology annotation, cellular component: nucleus. Lineage: Eukaryota; Metazoa; Arthropoda; Insecta; Hymenoptera; Encyrtidae. Gene Ontology annotation, molecular function: 4 iron, 4 sulfur cluster binding; DNA binding; DNA-(apurinic or apyrimidinic site) endonuclease activity. The record is from RefSeq and is a predicted model, not a curated record.